AUGCGACCGCCAGGCCCUACCGCGGUUGGGACGCUGCUGCGGCUUCUCUUGUUGCUCGCUAUUAGCGUGGGCGGCGCCGGCAGCAUUUGUGUUCUUCCAUCUUCGGGUUCGGAAAUCGAGGUCGACUUCGGUGGCGACAGCGGGGCCGUGCGCGUGCAGCUCAUAUCCAGGCACGUGGUCCGCGUGGAACCCAAGGGCGCAUGGGGUUGGGAGGACCGUCCCACCUUCAAUGUGGUCAGCCGCGACUGGGGUGCUCGCACGGGCUGGAUUGCCAGUGAUGUUGUGGCCCCGGUGGUGCAGCCUGUCAGGAUCCAGACGGACUACUACACCGUGGUAGUCAACGUGGGCCUCCUCGAGAGCGGCAUGCCGAAUUUCGCCGUGUACGACGGCAGCGGAGAGCUCAUCUACGACAGUUCCGUUGCGCCGGUGUCUGUCGAUCUGCUCACCUUCCCGCAUUGCUACUCCGCCAAAGCCUACGGUCUUGUGGACUCCCCCCGCUUCGUGGUUCCCGAGUGGGCAGUGGCCCCCAUGCCAGAAGGAGAGUCGGACACGAACGGCUACGACUUCAGCGGCGACGUGUGGGGCGACACUUACGUGUUCGUCCUGGGGGGCACGCGGGAGGAGUGGCUCGGCGCCAGGGAGGACUUUGUGAAGCUGAUGGGGCCGAUACCGCUGCUCCCGGAUUACGCAUUUGGCACUUGGUUCACGUGGUGGCACGAAUACGACGAAGAAGAGGCGAAGGGGGAGAUCCUUCGUUGGGAUGGCGACGGUUUGCCCUUGGAUGUGUGGGGCCUCGACAUGAAUUGGCGGCUGACGGCGAAUGACCAGGACCGCGAGUAUGACCACCCAAAUCUGACCGCUUUCCCAGACUUCGACGAGUGGUUCGAGUGGAUGAGGGCUCGCAAGCUUCGCACGUUCUUCAACGACCAUCCGUAUCCGAAGUCGCAGAAGUCUGGCGAGUGGCAGACUUCGCCGACGGAGGUCAAUCCAUGGGAAGGCUUGACAAGAUGGCUGGAAAAAGGCCUGGACUUCUGGUGGUUCGACCACAACUGGGGGUUCUGCAUUCCGCCUCCCAUGGUUGCAUCGGCGGCCACGAACUCGUCCUACAAGGGGCUCACUAACGUAGUGUGGGGCUCUCACGUCUACUACUCGAUCGAUGCGCACUAUGACGCAACUUCGCGCCCUCUUUUGAGCAGGCGCAAUAGCCGUCCACUGGCUUUGACGAAGUUUGCCAUGGGCGACUUCGUCGCUGGGGAAGAUCCAGGUCUUCAUGCCCAAACUCCAGCACAGCACCGAUACCCAGUGUGGUGGACUGGUGAUGACGUGACUCUGAAGGGGAGCGUCGAGAGCAUGGUGAAUGCCGGCCUAUAUGAUUUCAAGCCCUAUCUGCAUUCGGAUUGUGGUGGCGAUGGCGAGUUCUCAGCUGGUGAGUUGUUGCGGUGGACCGCGCACUGCGUUUUUGGAAACAUAGUGCGGUUUCACGGUGGGGCCCACCAGCCUUGGGUGUUUGGGGACGGGCCAGAGAACACUAUACGCCAAUACCUGGAGCUCCGCUACAAGUUGAUGCCAACCAUUAUCGCGUUCGGGCAGAGGGCAACCCAGACGGGGUUCCCACUAGUUGCCCGCGGCGACUUCUACUGGCCCGAGAUAUCGGACAGCCGGACCCCUGGGCAGUACAUCUGGUGCGACGAUAUCCUCGUGGCCCCGAUUUGGCACGGUGGCGAGAACGCCACCACCCGGGCAGUGUGGAUCCCCCCGGGGCUGUGGCAGGACGUCUGGAGCGGGGAGCUGGUGGAGGGUCCCCAGAGCGUCGAUUCCACUCAGCCGUACGAGCGCCAGCCCAUGUGGCACCGGUGCGACGGGGGCCUGGUGGUGGCCUCGCCAGAGGCAGCGCUCCGCGUGGAGGACCUGGACUGGUCGACUCUCGUCCUGGAGGUCUGGGCCGCUGCGGGCGCGUUCAAGACGCAGCGCGCCGUGUACGAGAGGGAGAGCGCCAACCGCACGAACGUCACGUGGGCUGGGGACGGGAGGGGAGAGCUCACGCUCACCAUCGGCGACGGGGAGCCGCGGGCCUGGGUGGUGCGUCUGCACCUGCGCCGGUCGGAGGUCGUGUCCUCGGUGCUCGUGGACCUCGCCAGUGCCGAGGUGGACCACGUCGAGGCCGAGGGCCACGACGGCAGCGCCGCGUCCCGAGCCUUCUUCCCCUUCGGCGGCGUCGGAGCGCGGCCGGCGCCCGAGGCUGGCGCGGUCGCAGAGCUGCGGGUUGCCCGUGGGCCUGGCCCGCGCGAGGUCGUGAUCCAUCCGUGGACAGUGCACCUGCACCUUCUCCGACUGGCACUUCACCUGACGAGCGCUUGA
Prorocentrum cordatum is the source of this 2358-nucleotide messenger RNA. The record is from the annotation of a GenBank genome assembly. Lineage: Eukaryota; Dinophyceae; Prorocentrales; Prorocentraceae.